This is a messenger RNA of Rhipicephalus microplus (southern cattle tick), 3735 nucleotides long. RefSeq lists its product as uncharacterized. The record is from RefSeq and is a predicted model, not a curated record. NCBI's taxonomy places the organism in Eukaryota, Metazoa, Arthropoda, Arachnida, Ixodida, Ixodidae.
AUGAGGCUGCCUGAGGCCAAGGUCAAGAUCGAGACGCCCUUCUACAGUGGAACUGUUUCUGCCUUCUGCAUGGAUGAUCCAUUGUAUGACGUAAUCGUGGGGAACAUCGAGGGCGCCCGUUCGCCGGACCAACCCGAACCACUGGAAGAGGACCCAGAAAUCGAUCCACCAUCGAUUGCAAACCCUCACGACCAACCAGCCACGGCCGACGAGGACGUAGUCGCAGUUGCGACCCGAGCACAGACCAAAGCCCAGUCGAAGCCAUUCCAGCCCCUCCCUGCACCCAAUUCCGAGGAGGACCCGAGCUUCAGCUAUGCCGAGGAACAAAUCCAGGACGAGUCGUUAAAACCCUGCUUUGCGCAAAUCGACAAGGACCUCAGAUGCCGUAAUAGUAAGUGCGCGAUAAUGUUCAAGCAGGAAGAUGGACUGCUCUACAGGUACUAUACGGAGAGGAGUGGUCAACAGAUACGACAGCUCUUGGUGCCGAAGAACCGCCGAGAGGCUGUUAUGAAGCUAGCCCACGAUGAAAUAAUGGCUGGGCACCUGGGAGCCGAGAAAACCAAGGACAGAAUUCAGGAAGAAUUCUUCUGGCCCUGUGUCACAGCCGACGUGAAACGAUUCGUGGCGUCUUGCGAUAUCUGCCAGCGAACUGUGCCAAAAGGAAGGGUGUCACACGUGUCACUCGGCCAGUCCCCCGUCAUAAACAUCCCCUUUAAAAGGGUAGCUAUUGAUAUAGUAGGCCCUAUCCGACCUCCAUCCGGUCAAGGAAACCGCUAUAUCCUGACUCUCGUCGAUUGCGCCACGCGCUACCCGGAGGCAGUUGCACUACCUGGCAUAGAGACCGAACGAGUCGCAGAGGCCCUCGUUGAGAUGUUCUCCCGUUUUGGUGUACCGAGGGAAGUCCCAAGUGAUCGGGGCUCGAAUUUUACGUCGGAGUUAAUGAAGGAAGUGGCACGACUUCUAUCGGUGCGCCAACUCCAUACCACCCCUUACCACCCGAUGGCCAACGGGAUGGUGGAAAAAUUUAAUGGCACCCUGAAGACUAUGCUCAAAAGAAUGUGUGCGGAGAAACCAAAAAACUGGGACAGAUUCCUCGGUCCGUUGCUGUUCGCGUACAGAGAGGUUCCUCAGGCAAGUCUCGGCUUUUCACCGUUCGAGCUACUGUACGGCCGACAUGUCCGGGGACCCCUGGCGAUUUUAAAGGAAGUCUGGACGAACCAAGAGCUGGACGAUGAGCUGAAGACAACCUACCAGUACGUAUUGGAUCUCCGAAAUCGUCUAGAAGAGACGUGCCGCCUAGCUCACGAAGAACUCCGAAGGGCGGGAGCACGCUACGCUAAGCACUACAAUCGAAAAUCAAGGGAUAGAGUAUUCCAACCAGGAGAUAAGGUUCUCAUCCUGCUUCCAACUGAUAAAAAUAAACUCUUGCUGCAUUGGAAGGGGCCCUUCGAAGUGCAGGCGACAAUUAGGGACUUCGGUUACUCCAUAAAGACGCCGAGCGGGCCGAAAAUUUUCCAUGCCAAUUUGCUGAAGAAGUAUGCGGAGCGGGAAACUAAACAAGAUGCGCCACAUCAAUGCCAAGUCAUCGUAGGGGUUAUUGACAAUGGAGAUGAACAGGAACUACCGGUGCCGGAGUUCGUGCAGACAGAAGGGAUUACUGACGUCAAGAUCUGCCCAAGUUUGACGGACCAACAAAAGGAGGAGUUGGAGAAAACCAUGACAGCGCACUCUAAAAUAUUUUCGAAUGUCCCGGACAAGACAGAUUGGGUGGAGUGCCACCUCGAGACAGUGACGGAGUCCCCAGUCCACGUCAAACAGUACCCGUUACCUUUUGCUACGACUAAAGACAUCGAGGCCGAGGUACAGCAAAUGAAAACACUGGGCAUAAUUGAAGUCUCGAAAUCGCCCUAUAAUUCCCCAGUGUUGCUUGUGGACAAACCGGACAAAACCAAGCGGAUUGUAGUCGAUUUCCGGCGCCUGAACAACCUCAUAAUAGCAGAUGCGGAGCCCAUGCCUAGAGCAGAUGCCGUUUUUGCCAGUGCCACAAACAAAAGAUACUUCUCUAAGUUAGAUUUUGUUAAGGGCUACUGGCAAAUCCCACUCUCCCAGCAGUCGAAACCUAAGACUGCGUUUUCGACAAAAUCCGGUCUCUACCAGUUUUGCUACAUGCCUUUCGGGAUCAAAACGGCACCCGCUGUGUUUGCCCGGCUUAUGCGACUAGUCACUGAGGGAAUCCCGGGCGUUGAACAUUACUACGACGACGUACUCAUAACAAGCACGACCUGGGAGGAACACCUAUCCACUCUCAGACAACUUUUUGCUCGAAUUCAGGCUGCUGGGUUGACCGUUAGACCGAGCAAGUGUGAGUUGGGAAUGAACGAGAUUGAUUUCCUUGGUCAUCACAUUGGACAAAACAUGCUUGCUCCACCGGGAAAGACUCUCGACAAAAUCCAACCUUCACCCGCCCAAAAGACGAAGCGACAGGUACGCGCUUUUCUCGGGUUGACCAGCUAUUACCGGGAGUUCAUUCCAAAUUAUGCCGAGAUCAGCGCCCCUCUCACAGAACUGAUCAAGAAGGGUGAAGGCAACUUAGUAAAAUGGACGACGACACACGAGAAAGCAUUUGCGAAACUCAAGGAAUGCAUCUCGAACCCUCCCGUGCUCCGCCUCCCAGACUUAACCAAGGAAUUCAUCCUCCGCACCAACGCUUCCGACACCAGCCUCGGGGCUGUGCUCUUGCAGUCACACGAAGGGACCCUCUAUCCUAUAGCAUACGCCAGUCGCAAACUACUUCCCCGGGAAUCAUCCUACAGCACCAUCGAAAGAGAAUGUCUAGCCCUGAUCACGAUGAGAAGCUUUCCUGUACCUGACUUCCCGGAAGACGUUCUGCGGUACCGGUACGGCUUCUUCUGGCUGGCGUCUACUACCUUCCUUUUCCCGAUGUACAGGAUCAUCAGUCGCCUUUGCUUCGAGAACAACAGCGGCCUCAGGGAGUACCAGCUGAUGAUGGGACUUGGCAACUGCUUCUACUGGACGGGCCAUUUCGCGUGUGCCUUUUGCUUCUUCGUGUUGCACAGCGCCAUCUGCGUAUAUGGCGCCGUCGGAUACAGGCAUUUCGACACCGGCGCCCCCUACCUCGACCGCACGGACCCUUCGCUGCUGCUCGUGGCGUUGCUGCUGCACAGCGAGUACCAGCUGAUGAUGGGACUGGGCAACUGCUUCUACUGGACGGGCCAUUUCGCGUGUGCCUUUUGCUUCUUCGUGGUGCACAGCGCCAUCUGCGUCUAUGGCGCCGUCGGAUACAGGCAUUUCGACACCGGCGCCCCCUACCUCGACCGCACGGACCCUUCGCUGCUGCUCGUCGCGUUGCUGCUGCACAGCGUAUCGCAGAUACUACUCGCCACGCUCGCUGCCUGCGUGUUGAACUUGGUUGUCGCGGCGACACUGUCCGUCGUGUUGAUGUCCGUGGCGCUGCCGUACUGGGUUCUUCAAAGCACGGGAAGCCUGGAGACGCUGGCCCAGUUCGUGUUCGGAGACCGCGUCUGUGGCGCUGCAUGGCAGAAAGUCCAUUACGUGACCUUGGGCAUCGUUCCUGCCACUGUGCUCGAAGUGUGGGUUGUCAGCAUCCUGACGAUGGCCGUCAUGGUACUGCUCAUUGGCUACUGCUCCAACGUGCUGCCUUGGAGCACUGCGCUUCCACUGCACCCGCUCUUCUUCUUCAAGGGGUACCUUUAG